Diprion similis is the source of this 878-nucleotide messenger RNA. RefSeq names its product atrial natriuretic peptide receptor 2-like. The transcript has 5 exons. Gene Ontology annotation, molecular function: peptide hormone binding; signaling receptor activity. The coding region runs from base 185 to 787 and encodes 200 amino acids. NCBI's taxonomy places the organism in Eukaryota, Metazoa, Arthropoda, Insecta, Hymenoptera, Diprionidae. The record is from RefSeq and is a predicted model, not a curated record.
CGAUGUUUCAGUCUGGUUUAGAUGGUCUGUAAUAUUGCUGAAAGAUGGCGGCACGCUACUCGAACCGUUUCCCAGCCCCUGUGUGAAGGAAGAAUAAGCCCCUAUAUAGGGAAAUAUCGAGUGGAAGAAGCGGCCGUCGAUUCCACCUGGAAAUUGAAGUGAAAAUAUCGCAGUCCUCUCUCGGAUGAAAAUGUUCGAAAGAAGUUGUCACUGCAUCGCGAGCGGAACUUUCACCGUUUGCUUCGCAUCUAGAAUUCUACUAGCGACGACGAUGAUUUCAGCUCUUCAAACACCGAUGCAAUCUUACAACGUUGGCGUCCUGAUGGCUUCGCAUCUCGACAGUCCUUUCGACCUGGAACGCUGCGGUCCUGCGGUUGAUUUGGCGCUCGCUGAGGUCAACGAGUUUCUGACCGGCCACAACGUCCAGCUGCAAAAGGUCCAGGGCAGUUAUCCGUCGUGCAGCGGGGCUCGAGCACCCGGUUUGGCCGCUGACAUGCAUUUUCGAGACAACGUGAUCGCUUUCAUCGGUCCUGCUUGCGCUUUUGCCCUCGAGCCAGUAGCCAGGCUUGCAGCUUACUGGAACAGCCCGAUAAUCACUGGUAUGGGAGAUCAGCCACCUUCGGAGGGAGAGUUAUCAGUCACUUCUGGAAUUCUUGGUCGACUGCACAAAUGGAGAAACGAGACAUCUGUAAGAAUUAUGUAUAGGAAACCUCGCAAUGUAUCGGCUUAUUCCAAUUUACUCUCGUUAUACCGAUUCAUGUUCAAUAUUAUUACGCUGCAGCUGUAGAAUUAAUUUUUUUUUCUUUUACUUAUUUAUUAUACGAAUGUGUCCUUAUGAUGAUACUUAAUUAUGUCAAUAUUUGAGCGCAGACUCACAA